Ceratitis capitata (Mediterranean fruit fly) is the source of this 2885-nucleotide messenger RNA. RefSeq lists its product as uncharacterized. Gene Ontology annotation, cellular component: membrane. Gene Ontology annotation, molecular function: potassium ion leak channel activity. NCBI's taxonomy places the organism in Eukaryota, Metazoa, Arthropoda, Insecta, Diptera, Tephritidae. The transcript is spliced from 6 exons. Bases 495 to 2786 code for a protein of 763 amino acids. The record is from RefSeq and is a predicted model, not a curated record. Gene Ontology annotation, biological process: potassium ion transmembrane transport; stabilization of membrane potential.
AUUGUUAAAAUAUUUAGAAUUCCAAAAAAUUUUCAAUAAUCUCUCGAUAUUGCGUGUGUGUAUCCAUAGAAAAUCUUACAAAAAUUCACUUAGUAUGUGCGUUUGUGUCGGUUCCUUUGUGUCUCGUUAGCCGCAGACACUAGUGGUGCCUAUAAACAUAUGUAUGUAUGUAGGAAAUUGUGUGUGAUUUUAAAAUAAACGAAAUCUCUCCGAAAUAGUGUACAUAUGUAUGCUUGCACCUAUAUGUGGAACAUUUUGAAUUUCUCAUAGUUUUACUGUUGUUAUUGUUUUUGUUGUAGCUCCCAUAGUGGUUUUGAAAACUUUUUCCACAUCUGUACAUAUGUACAAAUGUAUGUACAUAAUAAAGAACUAUAUAAAAAAUGCUCUGCGUAACGUUCAUUUAACGAUAAAUUAAAUUUUAACGGUCUAUAAUAAAUAUGCACCAUUAAAGAAAAAAAAUAGAAAAUCGUGUAAUCAAAUCCUUUGUGGCCAAAAUGUCAUCUCGACGAGCCCAAUCCUUACCGCCACAUAUGUUGGACGAAAAACCGACGCGCGGAAAAUGUGUUACCGCAAUUUGUUUCUCGUGGAAAGUAAUUUCAUGUGUGGUUUCACAUGUCAUUCUCGUGCUAAUGGUAGUCUCCUAUUGCGUAGGAGGCGCGUAUCUGUUUCAGCAUCUCGAAAAGCCGCAUGAAAUCGAAGUGAAAAGGGAUAUUCUAAAUUUACGCCUGAAUUUGACCGAUAAAAUUUGGCGCUUCUCCGACAAUGCCUCCGUACUCUCCCAAAUUGAUUGGAUCGCUAAUGUGAAGAAGGAUUUAGCGGGUUUCGAGACUCAAAUAGUGACUGCAAUAAAAACGAAUGGUUGGGAUGGCGAUGAGGACGUGACGAAAUCACAAUGGACCUUUGCGGGUUCGCUAUUUUAUUCGAUUAUCGUGAUAACAACAAUAGGUUAUGGACACAUAUCACCACGCACGGACUGGGGUAAAGUAACGACCAUUUUCUAUGCAAUUGUGGGCAUCCCGCUGAUGUUGCUUUGUCUUUCCAAUAUCGGUGAUGUUAUGGCGACUUCAUUUAGAUUUAUAUAUUGGCGAGUCUGCUGCUAUGUUUGCACGCGCGCAGCACGUCGUCCACGUAGACCGCGACAACGCGGCCGCAGCCAACGGUAUACAUCACGCUCGCAACCGCCACCCAUUCGACGCUCGAUGCGUCUAACUCAGCGUUCAAUGGCCGAUUCUGGUUUUGGCAACUCUGUAGGCCUACCACAUGCAUACUCAGAUCCAGAAUUACGAGGCGGACGGUAUGAUUAUGAGGGCGGACGCAAUAGUGGCAGACGUCACCAACACAAUAGUAGCUCACAGCGUCGAGGCCAAAUACCACCUUAUCAGUAUGAGCAACAACAGUAUUAUGAUGAAGGACCGCGAUAUACACAAACUCUGAAUCGAGGUUCAAAAUUCGGACGCAGCAUACGAAAUCGGGAGAGCAUACGCGGUCGCCACACUGUCGAACGAGAGCGCUACCUCGGUCAUUCAAGCCGAUUGGGUUCCUUUGAGGAUCUACACAACUUGCCGCCACCGUCGCAUUCGAAACGCACGUACAGCAUGCGCUCUGUGCGUGCGUCAAGCGCACGGCGUGAUGUUGCACCACCACCGCAGGUGCAGGCCAGAGAAAUGCGUGAUAUGCGUGAACCUCCACGCGAGUCACGCGAAAUGCGUGAGUUCAACAGAAUGAAUCCACGUACCAUGCAACGCGGUCGCUCAGUACCGCAAGCGCCGCCCACAACACGUGCCAAAUCUGUUGAUCCACGUCUGCAUUACGAGGAUGCUGUCGACGAGGAAGUUGUACGUAAGACACCAAUCAUACCCAAUCGUUAUGCCAUUGAUGAGCUCGAUCACAAUCGCAUUGAGUCACGCGAUUAUCGUGGUAAGCACAUGCCACGGAGUCAGUCAAUGCCGCGUUCGGCUCUACUCAAAAGCAGUGGUUACAACGCACAGCACAGCAAUGGUGUUAGUUCAUAUCACUCACAUCACAAUCAACCGCGUCUUGCGUCACCACAGCCAGCAACGCCGCCGCCACAUCGACAUCACUCCGGCGGACAUCAUUCGCAUUAUGGCGAUCGCUUGGAAUUACCCGAUUUCGGUUCACCACGUAUGAACCAUCCAAAACGUGGACGCUCACCGGCGCCCAUCGACGAUUAUGACGAAGAUUUCGAUGAUUACUAUUUGGACGAUGUGUUCGAUGAGUACGACAAUCGUGAGCAGGCCUAUCAGCCACGUCACAGAGAUAGACGUUACAGGAGAGAGCGUGCCGAACGUCUACCGCCUUCACCGCGCAUAAUGUCACCGAUGGGUUUCCCCGUGAAGCGGCAAGUGCGUCGCCGUCCCAGCUAUGAUUAUGAUGACGACUCUUGCUAUGGCGAUGAUUGGAGCGAUUAUUAUGGCGACAUCUCACCCAAAGACCGUCCGGUGCCCAUUUGGUUGUGCGUCUUUUUGGUAAUCAGUUAUAUUUUGGGCGGCGCAGCACUUUUUGCCUACUGGGAGAAAUGGUCAUUCUUGGACUCAGCCUACUUUUGUUUCAUAACUUUAACCACAAUUGGUUUCGGUGACUUUGUGCCAGCGAAAGGUGUCAAGGACGAAUCGGAGCAGUCCAUUGCUUACUGUUCCUUAUACUUACUCUUCGGCAUUGCGCUGCUAGCCAUGAGCUUCAAUCUCGUGCAGGAGGAAUUCAUUUCGAAUGUUAAGGAAGUGGCGCGCCGUUUGGGCAUUUUGAAGGAUGAAGAAGAUGAUGAUUAGAAUGAGAGUUUGCUUUGUGGUAGUAAAAUUUAUUUUAUUUAUGAUUUUCGUUAUUUAUAAAUUAGCGAACGAUGCACAAAGCACAAGCAAAAUAUUUAC